This is a messenger RNA of Portunus trituberculatus (swimming crab), 4195 nucleotides long. RefSeq names its product lipoyltransferase 1, mitochondrial-like (gene Lipt1). Gene Ontology annotation, molecular function: lipoyltransferase activity. The transcript has 6 exons. The coding region runs from base 673 to 1884 and encodes 403 amino acids. Gene Ontology annotation, cellular component: cytoplasm; mitochondrion. NCBI's taxonomy places the organism in Eukaryota, Metazoa, Arthropoda, Malacostraca, Decapoda, Portunidae. Gene Ontology annotation, biological process: protein lipoylation. The record is from RefSeq and is a predicted model, not a curated record.
UAACACUACACACCCUCUACAUUUAUCGCCUAUAAUGCUGUAUAGAGGCACGGAGGAGUGUGUAUAUAGGAUAUAACAUAAUCAAUUGGUACGAUAUGUUUUCCGGGAUGUGGCAACAAGGCUCCAGCUGAUGUGGCCUUUAAACGAGUCAGUCACACAGUCACCCACAGCUGCCCUGCAAGUACGUCCAUUGCCCCAGCGCCCUAAAAAUAACCCUCAUAGCCGGGAAAAAAGGGGCGUGAUCACGUGCCAAGGUAUAGAGGAGAGUCGGGUGGUGUCACUGGUGCUGUUGGUGACUUCUGCUUAGUAUUGCACCAAGAGGAUUCCAAUGGUGACAAGGGACGUUACCUACGAGACACGGCUUCGAAGGGACGGUCUUGUGGCGGUUCACCAAACUUACAGGUGGCUUCACUGCACCCAAGAUCUUCACGACCACCUCACUCUGCAGGGCGGUUCGAAUAGCGUCUUUUGCCUCUCUAAACCUUACAAUUGACUUCACUUUACCGGACAGAACCGUAGCUCUGUCUAACGUCGCUACUUUCCCGGGAAUCAUAGCUUAGAACCGUUGCCUAGUUUGUUUUGUAGUGUGGAGUGUUUCUAGCUAUAUUCCAACUUGUUUGCGCGACUGCGAGGCUGAAAUCUUGCCGUCUGCCGAUUACUGAGUGAGGAAACAUGGCUCUUCGUAAGCUAGCCACAGAUGCCCUGGCCCGCGGGGUGUUGGCCUCAGAAUCUCUUGUAGGGAAGGAGUUAUCAAGCAUUCCUAAAGCCUGGGCCAGCACUUCAGCAGCUGUGAAGGUAAAAAACAACAGGAAGACUGAAGACCUCAAGGAUUUGCCCAAGCGGACUGUCUUUAUCUCCCAGUCUAGUGAUAUCUUCUCCAAUCUUGCUCUGGAGGACUGGCUGUACAAGAACUGGUCCUUUGAGAGGCGUAAUGUUCUGCUGCUGUGGCGUAACUCCCCCUGCGUGGUCAUAGGAAGGCAUCAGAACCCACAAGUAGAGGCCAAUCUGUCUUAUUUGGAGAGUGCUGGAGUGCCCCUAGCCAGGCGGGGCAGCGGUGGCGGGGCGGUGUACCACGACCACGGUAACCUGAACUGCACCUUCUUCACUACUCGAGAUAGGUAUGACCGACAUACUAACUUGGAGAUGAUUUGUCGAGCUCUACAUCUCGACUUUGGCAUCCAGGCUCACCCAAACUCCAGAGAUGAUAUUAUUAUGGACCACGAUCAUAAGGUGUCUGGGUCUGCUGCCAAGCUGGGCCGCUCCACCGCUUACCACCACUGCACGCUGCUGGUCAACACAGACAGACACCAGCUCAAACUGACCCUCAAUGGGGAUAAGAGCAUCAAGAGCAAAGCCACAGCCAGCACACCCGCCCAUGUUAUGAACCUGAGUGAGAUGAAGCCAGGCAUCACUGUGGAGCAAGUGCUGACUAGUGUAGGGAGGGCUUUCCUUGGCCACGAUCAGGCUCUUGCUAAUGGCUUCACUCUCGUCAAUCCUACAGAUGAGUGGUUCCCUGGUCUUGGAGAGCUGGAAGCAGUACUUAGAUCAGCACGGUGGCUGGAGGGACAGACUCCACGCUGCACCAUCACCCGCAGUGUGCCAAUCCCCCAGGGCCUGCUGCCACAUGCCUCCAACACCUCCCUGGCCGUCACUGUGCAGGCCUACCAUGGACUCGUGGAGGAGGUGAGGAUGGAGGAUGACACUGAGAAGGAGGGAGUUGCUGAGUUGGUGCAGGAUAUCGGCGCUGGUCUGAGAGGAGCGCCCUUCUCCUCAGACACUUUCAACAUCAUUGCCGGCCGACUGCGAUUCUCCCCCGCCCUCACCCACUUCCCCCUCCCUGCCUCUGCCCGCCCCAUCCCCACACCCACGCGCUCUGUCAUCUGAAACGCUGUGGUUGAAUCUCCUUAGUUUUGGUGGAGGGGCUUGGAGUGGUGUUGGGAUGUCCAGAGUGGAGUAAUGUGGGAUGUGGGUUUCCAUCUUAUACUUUAGCCACUUAUGGAGUUAUAAAAUGCUUAUGUGCUUGUGGGCAGAAUGCUACUAUUUGGUGUUAACCCCUUCAGUACUGGGACACAGCUUUUACCUUGAGAUUUGUGUAUGAUUAGGCCAUUCUGUUGACAUUAAGAAGGGUCUAUGGAGGUCAGAAGAUUAAUGGCCAGUCUUCACUAUUUCAAUCCCUUCAGUACUGGGACACAGCUUUUUCUUUGAGACUUGUGUAUGAUUAAGCCAUUCUGUUGACAUUAAGAAGGGUCUAUGGAGAUCAGAAGAUUAAUGGUCACCGUCUUCACUAUUUUAAUCCCUUCAAUACUGGGAGACAUUUUAACCUUAAGAUUUGUGUAUGAUUAGACCAUUUUAUUGACAUUAAGAAGGGUCUAUGGAGGUCAGAAGGUUAAUGGUCACAGUCUUUACUAUUUUAAUCCCCCAUAUGAAUUUCUGAAGCUAUAUAAAAUCACCAAAUAGGAAAUGGAAUAGAUAUGGGAUCACAUCAUGGUACUCAAGGGGUUAAAAGGAUUUGAUUAAUAAUGAUUCACAGUGAAAGGGUCUGACAGAUUUAAGGAAUCAAAGCUAAUGUGAAGGGCUGGGUAAUUUUUUAAUUUUUUUUAUUUAUUUAUUUAUUUUUUUAAAGGUUUGUGGUAUUGAUAUUUUUUCAGUAAGGUGUUAUCAGAAAGGCUCUUCACCACACCUCCCUUCAUUCACCAGGAGAGCCAGACAACAGGCAGACUCCCUCAUUAUCAUGGGCUUCAUUUCUCAUCCGUCAUUCCAUCGUCGAGGUUCUACACUUUUAUCUUAACCCUUUUCCUAACUUAGACAUUUUUCCUUUUCCUAACAGACAAUUUUUCUUUUCAAAAUAGACAUGACUUUUUCCUUUUCCUAAUGUUUCCUUUUCUCAACAGAUAACUUUCCUUUUCCUAAUGUUGAUUUAUUUUCCCCUUAAUAUAGACGUUUCCUUCUCUUAAUGUUGAGACUUGUUUUGUAUCUGAAUUUAACACCCAUUUUUAAUACAUACACUAUCUCAUUUUAACAUCCAUUUUUAUUUAAUACAUACACAAUGACUAACUUUUAUACACUUUAGACUCAAGAUAUACUAACCAAUCUUACUGUCCAAGAAUCUUUAUAAGAAGCACUACUUACAUUUUAACUUAUUGCAACAGCCUCUAGUGUGUUAAGCUGUGUAGACUCAACAUUCAUACUAGUCCUUGUUCCCCCAUUCUCAUAUCUCAUUACCCUUGCAUCCUUACUCUAGUACUCUUACUCAUCCUCUCUUCUCAUUCUCUUAGCACUGUUACUAGAGUGCUCUCACCAAGACUAGUAAUUGGUCCCUGCUGCUUCCCUUGCUGAGCCUCCAGGAUGUCAAACAAUGCAUUGGUUUUUAUCAACGUGAUCUACCGGUCUUCACGUAAUAGUGUGGCACUUUCUAGGAUACUAUGGUGUCUAUUUCCUUACCUACAGAUAUGGUCAUUAUUAGUCUACAUAUCUGUACUUCCUGGCACUGUUCUAAUCUUUUACUGCAGCAGUAGAUGGGAAUUUCAUAUCGACACCAACUGUUUCUAUCCUUUCUGCUUGACUCCUGCCUUCAUUCAGUGGGUGCAUCUGCAUAUCAUAAACAUUAACUUGCCAUUUUGCUUGUUCCCACACACACACUACUAGUGAGCCUUAUACUGUAACAGUGGCACUGGUAUCCCUCACUGGUGACAGCCUGGAAUAGUCUGGUGGUGGCACUGCUAUCAUGUCGUUAUGUUGUGACAUGUACAGCCACUGACUGACUGACUGUGAUCCACACCAAGUCCCACCACAGCCCUCAGCGGCGACACUUGUGGCCCGUCAGACAUGAUGGGGUGCGGGGAAGUGGUGUGGAUCUGCCAGUGGCUAUAGAGUUAACUAUUUUUGUUUUCACUGUUGAAAAUUGAGUGUUAGCAAUGUUCAGUGAGGAACAUUGGCUUUUGUGGUGCACCAAGUUUCACAGCAACUUUGAAACUGUUCAGCAUUAUUAUCAGCACAAUGGUGCCUCACUGUCUUGGUGCCACUUUGUGAUGCACAACUAGCCUUAAGUGUUGUGUGACAGAAACUUGGUACAUCACACUGCACUUCUUAUUUAAAAAAAGAAGGGGGAAAAAAAUAAAGUUGAGCUUUCUGCGUAUGGUUGGUUAUAUUGACAUGUAUUUUACUAAGAUAACAAAUAAAAAAAUAUAUUAUUAAA